Molecule: messenger RNA, 1874 nt
Organism: Purpureocillium takamizusanense
Lineage: Eukaryota; Fungi; Ascomycota; Sordariomycetes; Hypocreales; Ophiocordycipitaceae
Gene: APN1
Product: DNA-(apurinic or apyrimidinic site) lyase
Exons: 3
Coding region: 197-1576 (459 amino acids)
Biological process (GO): base-excision repair
Cellular component (GO): nucleus; mitochondrion
Molecular function (GO): phosphoric diester hydrolase activity; DNA binding; DNA-(apurinic or apyrimidinic site) endonuclease activity
Source: RefSeq, a predicted model, not a curated record
GGCGCGUCAACUAACCGCAGGUGCUUCAAGUUGGUACGGUAGCUCAGGCCGACGACAAACCGCCUGUUCUCGUUUAUUCUACCCCCUGGACAGCUGAUUUUCCAGCCACCAACGUCACUCGACGACGUCAGGAACGCACAGGCACGCACGACCGUACGCCGUCUCGCACCAGCCUCGGCCGCCGCCUCGAUUCAACAUGGCCCGUUCGUCACCACGAAAGAAGCCUACAGUCAACUACAACGAGGGCGAAGCUCCCAAGCCGCUCGCCAGAGCCGUGGCAAAGGUCAAGAGCCUGGCUGCCAAGGCUACGCACAAGCGCAAGGCCGCCGCGGAAGAAGCAGACGACGGCGAGGUCAACGGCCACAGCAACGGCACACCCGCCGCGCCAGCCCCCAAGAAGCGCAGGACGGCCAAGGCCAGCAAGGACGAGCAGGGCGGGAUGCCUCUCGCCGAGCGGACCGCCGUGGCGUCGCUGAAGAAGGCCAUGUACAUUGGUGCUCAUGUGAGCGCCGCCGGAGGUGUCCAAAACUCCAUCCCCAACGCCGUCCACAUCGGCGCCAACGCCUUCGCCCUCUUCCUCAAGUCGCAGCGCAAGUGGGACAACCCGGCCAUGACCGACGAGGCGCGCGACCUCUUCCUGCACAACUGCAAGGAGCACGGCUACGACGCCGGCGCCCACGCGCUCCCCCACGGCUCCUACCUCGUCAACCUGGCGCAGCCCGACGCCGCAAAGGCCGACCAGGCGUACGCGAGCUUCGUCGACGACCUGCGCCGCUGCGAGCAGCUCGGCGUGCGCCUGUACAACUUCCACCCGGGGUCCACGCUUGGUGACGCGAGGCCCGCCGCCGUGGCCCGCAUCGCCGCCCAGCUCAACAAGGCGCACCGCGAGACGAGCAGCGUCGUCACCGUGCUGGAGAACAUGGCGGGCGGGGGCAACGUCAUCGGAGCCACGUGGGAGGACCUGCGGGACGUCAUCGCCCUCGUCGACGACAAGGAUCGCGUCGGUGUCUGCAUAGACACGUGCCACGCCUUCGCCGCGGGCCACGACCUGCGCACGCCCGAGGCCUUUGACAAGACGAUGGACGCCUUCAACGACGUUGUCGGCGCCAAAUAUCUCAAGGCCUUUCACCUCAACGAUAGCAAGGCGCCCUUCAACUCCAACCGCGAUCUGCACGCCAACAUCGGCACCGGCUUCCUCGGGCUGCGCGCCUUCCACAGCAUCAUGAACCACGACGCCUUCCGCGGCCUGCCCAUGGUGCUCGAGACGCCCAUCGACCGUAAGGGACCCGACGGCAAGUCGGUCGAGGACAAGCAGGUCUGGGCCGACGAGAUCAAGCUGCUCGAGAGCCUCAUCGGCAUGGACCCGGACGGCGACGAGUUCCUCGCCACGGCCAAGAGGCUGCAGGCCGAGGGCGUGGGCGAGCGCAGUAAGAUCCAGGACCAGGUGGACAAGAAGGUCGCCAAGGUCGCGAAGAAGGCCGGGGGUGGUGGCGCCGGCGCCGGGAGCAAGGCCAAGGCCAAGCCCAAGGGCAAGAGGAAGUCGAAGACGGAAACGUCAGACGACGAGACCGACUGAAGAAGAGGUCGUCACUGCUGGUGCGUGAUAUCAGGUCACAAAUAUGGCUCUCUGUACGAUGGACGAGCAGUGAGGCGGGCACACGGCGUUCAAAGGCAUGGCAAAAUCCAUUGUAUAAUAGCAUACGACACACAAAAGCAGCUCAGGGUAUUCAUCGCAAAUGCCGUCCAAUAAUAGCCAGAUGCACUUUUCAGCUCGUCCCAUCCAGCCUCGAUCCGAAACGGUCCUUGGCCACAAAACAAGAAAGAUUACGAAAUGCGCGCGCCCCGGCUUUCUCAACAUCCAAACCACGGUCCAG